UUAAAAGUAAAUAAAAAUAAUAAACUACUAGUACUAUUGAAUUGAUGGGCGUAGUUAUUUUAUUGUCUAUAGUAAUUGUGAUAUUUUAAAAUUAAGAUGGUUUUGACAGAAAAUAAAUUAUAAAUAUUUUGUUAUUGUUCACUAUAAGUGCCAAAUUGAGUCAAAGUUAAAUGUACAUCGAUAACCUAACAACUUUACAUUAGUAGACAUGAUGGGAUAAAAGUAAAAAUAAUUUAGAACGCUUUUUACAAAAGUUCGCGAACUUGUUCUAUACGCCUACAUUGCAUAUAUAGUGUUAAUGUUAUUAAUCGGAACUUUGACAGUUGGGGUUAGCUUUUGAGAAAUGUUAGUGAUAACAAACCAGAAAACUAUCAUAACUUUAUAAUUAUAUGAAAAAGUAUUUCGAUGUCUUUGUUUUUAUUUCAAAAAAGUAAAACAUAAUUUUAGUUAGUGCUAAUUUAUUAUUAAUAUGAAGUGGCCUGUUAAUUGUGAGUAGGUAUCUUCUAAUAUUUAAUGUAUUGCUGCACUUCAUUAAACUUAAAAGUAUAAUAAUUCGUAGUAAUAGUAUAGAAAGUAAUGAAACCGAACAGUACAACUACUAAGAUUUUUAACAUGACAUUGUAAGAAUGAUGUUUAGGCUGUCAGUGUCACAUUACAGUAGGCUAACAGUAACACUAACAGGUAGAAUUUUCAAAUUUUGAAUGGAUUCAAGUGUGAACUGGGGAGCUGAACUGUGGGAUCGCUAUGACAGUAUUCAUUCACACACUAAUCAGGGAAUUGAGUUGUUGGAGAAGUAUGGACAGUUUGUAAAAGAGAGAUGUUCUAUUGAAUCUGAUUAUGCCAAUAAAUUAAGGAGAUUAGUAAAGAGCUACCAACCUAGAAAGAAAGGUGAAGAUGAUAACCAGUAUUCAUCCUCUCAAGCUUACAUUAGUAUGUUAAAUGAAGUUGGUGAAAUUGCUAGCCAGCAUGAAAUCAUUUCAGAAAAGUUAACAGUUAAUAUUGUAAAAGAAGUUCAAAAUGUGACAAAAGAGCUAAAAGAUGAAAGAAAAAAGUAUCUCAGAGAAGGUCAACAUCAUCAUGGUCAGCUACAGAAUGCCUUCAUAAUGCUUGAAAAGGCUAAAAAAGCUUAUGAGAAAGCAUUCAGAGAAGCAGAAAAAUCUCAUGAAAGUUACUUAAAGGCUGAUAUUGAUAUUAACUUGCCUCGAGCAGAAGUGGAAAAGGCAUAUAGCUGUUAA
Messenger RNA from Limulus polyphemus (Atlantic horseshoe crab), 1235 nucleotides. Its product is annotated as formin-binding protein 1 homolog. NCBI's taxonomy places the organism in Eukaryota, Metazoa, Arthropoda, Merostomata, Xiphosura, Limulidae. The record is from RefSeq and is a predicted model, not a curated record. Bases 702 to 1235 code for a protein of 177 amino acids. The transcript is spliced from 7 exons.